Messenger RNA from Cherax quadricarinatus, 1886 nucleotides. Lineage: Eukaryota; Metazoa; Arthropoda; Malacostraca; Decapoda; Parastacidae. The record is from RefSeq and is a predicted model, not a curated record.
CUCUGCUGUUGACGCUGGGUUGGUGAAGGUGGGCGCUGAGAGUCGUCGGCCGCAGUGUUCACACACACACAAUCACACACCCGCACGCCCACACUCAUUCCUGUAUACACGCCCUUACUCACGCCUGCACGCACCUUCAUACACACGUCCACACAAUCCCAUAAACAAUCCUCCAUACACGCCCAUACAUACGCCCCCCUCCCCCUCAUUCCAGACGCCCGCACACACGCCUGUACACACCGUAUAUGCCCCCGCGUGGACGCGCGUUUUGCGGUAUCGGAUGCGCUAGUUGAAAGGUGCUCAAAAGAAAAAUAAACCAAAAAUAUAAUCAGAGAAUAAAAAAAAAACUUAAUCAGAAACACAUUUCAGUUACGUCUUGCACUGGAUACCAACUGGAUGGGUGACCAGUCAUUAGGAGUUUUUAAGGGCAACAUGUUGUGGGAGGUGUGCCAGUGAGCACCAACUUUACUGCGGUCUUAAGUGGCCGCCAAUGACCAGAGUGGUGGCGGUUAAGUGGAGCAGCUGGGGAACACGACCAGUAGUGCCACUCAACACUGUGCAAGCUUGUACAUACCGCCUCCAACACCACUCAACAUAACUACCGAAGCGCUUGCACGGGUCGCCUGCAACACAUUUUUCUUUUUAAAUUUGUUUAGACACAACUGAGCUACAAUCCAAAUGAUGUAAAAGCUUUAAUCACAGAAGCCGCCCCCGAGAAGUUCAGAGAAAAGAGGAGCAGGAUCGGCACGAUGGAAAGCGACACCAUGGCUCUGGAGAUGGAGCUGAGGCACAAGCUCAGACUCAGCCUCAACGUAUCUCAAGAAGACCUCCUUAAAAUUAUGGAGGCCUUCAUGGAUAUGAAUGUCACCACCACCGCCAACACUACCCACCACUACUGCCAGUUUAACUUGCGGGACCGCUACAAGUGGCUACACUACCGCUUGGCUGUCUGCAUAGCUGUGACGGGUGCAAUCACCAACCUGCUAACAAUAAGCACGCUGACACGGCGCAACAUGACCACACCCACCAACCUCCUCCUGCUGGGGCUGGCAGUGGCUGAUCUGCUGGUUGAGGUUGAAUAUAUUCCCUAUGCCACCUCCUCGCUCCUAGGAGGUGACCAGCUCAUGGCAGCAAAGGAGCACGCGCUCUAUGUCCUCAUACACGCCCACCUCUCCCAUGUGUGUCACACGAUUGCAAUAUGGCUGACGGUAAGCCUGGCAGUAUGGCGGUGGGUAGCAGUGUGCCGGCCCCACGCGGCACCUAGCAUCUGUACUAUGGUCCAUGCCCGCAGGGUACUGCUUACAGUGUACUUGGCUUGCCCCGCCCUCGCCACGCCUACCUUUCUCAUGUACACCGUUAAGGAGUACCACAAUAAGGCCGGUGCCAAGGUCUUCCGGGUAGACUUCUCCACCUUGGCUCUUGCCCACGACGAACUGCUUAAGAAGAUCAACUUCCUGGUGUACAGUGUGUUGGUGAAGCUGGUGCCGUGCCUGCUACUGACAGUGUUGAUGCCAGCCAUUAUCAGGGGCAUGUGGGUAGCCAAGAGUCGCCGGCAGCGGCUGGUGUGUCGUCGACCGUCAGCGCCAGUCAGCACCACCAAUGGUGCCAACAACAACAGCGACCCCAGCGCCACCACCUCGGCGCGGCGGUUCUCGCGCUGUGGUGGUGGCAAAAAGAGUGCAGUCAAGAAAUCUCUCUCUCUCGCCGACGGCGUAGACCACAAGAAAACUCACAAAAAAGGAGAGGGUGCUACGGAGAGGACGACAAGCAUGUUGCUGGUGGUGAUGCUGCUUUUUCUGUUGACGGAGGCGCCGCAGGGCGUCCUCACCGGCCUCUCACUUGUCUACGGUCAUGACUUCUUCAGGUGGGUGCUGCUGCUAUACUAG